Triticum turgidum subsp. durum (durum wheat) is the source of this 267-nucleotide messenger RNA. The record is from the annotation of a GenBank genome assembly. Lineage: Eukaryota; Viridiplantae; Streptophyta; Magnoliopsida; Poales; Poaceae.
AUGCAGAUAGAGCUUGCCCCUUCAGAGAUCGUUACGGAAGUUUCUGGGACAGUUGGUGUCUUUGCAGAAGACAAUGUCGAAUAUAAUGCUAUAGCAUCCCUCACCAUUACCACAAACCUACGCCCGUACGGUCCCUUCGGAAAAACACAGAGCACUCCUUUCAGUGUUCCAGUGCAGGCCAAUAAUAACAUCGUGGGUUUCUUCGCGUGCGCUGGUAAGUACGUGGAGGCGCUCGGGGUUUACGUACGUUCACCCAUCUCAACCUAG